UUUUCUCUGUUUUUUCGGAUUGGAUCAGUGGAAGAGAAGAUCAAUGGCGUCUCCAUCAUCAACGAGGAUCUGGUUCCGUAUACUGAUCGUUAUAGGUUUAAUGGUGGUUCUUUUUUAUGUCGGCCGUCCUCUCUACUGGAAGAUCUCCGCCACAAUCCACGAUAUCCGACACAACAAGCAAUCAGUCAGAGAAGGUAUAUCGCAGAUCGUUCAAGAAGCGCAGAGAUCGGUGGGAUGGUAUCACGACGAAUCAGAUUCAGGUUUCCGAGAAGGUCACAACAAGAAAUCUGGAGUUGCUUCUUCUCGGAGGCUUCUUUUUGCUGAAGAUCAGUGAGAAAUCUUCUCCUUUUUUUUUUUUGUCUCAAGUUAUCGAAAUAAUUUGUACUACUGUGUUUUUUUUUUUUUUGUAGAUUUUGAGAUUUUGGUUUGGUGUGUAAAGCAAAUAGUAGGAUGCUGUAAGUUUCAGAACAUAGUGCGUUAGAUCGAUCAAAACAAAGACAAAAGUUAUGGUGUUUACUGGUUUUGUUGCAUAUUGCUUCUAGCUAGUUUUGUGAGUUUUUUUUUGCUU
Capsella rubella is the source of this 568-nucleotide messenger RNA. RefSeq lists its product as uncharacterized. The coding region runs from base 44 to 334 and encodes 96 amino acids. The record is from RefSeq and is a predicted model, not a curated record. The transcript has 2 exons. Lineage: Eukaryota; Viridiplantae; Streptophyta; Magnoliopsida; Brassicales; Brassicaceae.